Messenger RNA from Cornus florida, 1905 nucleotides. RefSeq names its product heavy metal-associated isoprenylated plant protein 37. NCBI's taxonomy places the organism in Eukaryota, Viridiplantae, Streptophyta, Magnoliopsida, Cornales, Cornaceae. Bases 398 to 1708 code for a protein of 436 amino acids. Gene Ontology annotation, molecular function: metal ion binding. The record is from RefSeq and is a predicted model, not a curated record. The transcript has 3 exons.
CUCCACCACUCUCUCUCUCUCUCUCCUCUCACUCUCUCUCUUUCUCUCUCCUCUCCUCUCUCCCACCUUUUACUCUCCCUCUGACUCUCAUCUCUCUCUAUCUGUAUCUUCUUCUCUUUUUCUGUAUGUGAUUUAUUUCUUUCUCCACUUUGUCUUGGCAUUAAAUUUGUAUUUGCAUUGUACUCAAAAACACCACCCCCAUGUGCUUUUGCUUUGUUUGUUUCUGAGAACUGGAGAGGAAGAGUGAAAGAAGAAUCUCUUGUUUUAGAAAUUCACAUGCAACCAACCAACGCCCUUUUACCCCCACUAGCUUAGGUAGUUCCUUUUAGUUUUUUUUUUCCCUUUCUUUCCUAGCUCAGAGAGUGAGACAUCUUUCAUUCCAAACAGCACUGAAGAAAUGACUAAAGAUGAAGACUUUAAGCUCCUCAAGAUCCAGACUUGUGUUCUUAAAGUGAACAUACAUUGUGAUGGGUGCAAGCAAAAAGUGAAAAAACUUCUUCAGAGAAUUGAAGGUGUUUACCAAGUAAGCAUAGAUGCAGAGCAGCAAAAAGUGACAGUCUCAGGGAGUGUAGAUUCUGCAACUUUGAUCAAGAAAUUGGUCAGAGCAGGUAAGCAUGCUGAGCUAUGGUCUCAUCAACAGAAAAGCAGCAACCCGAGCCAAAAGCAAAAGGUCCAAUGCAUCAAAGAUGACAACAACAACAACGACAAGAACAUCAAAGCCCAAAAGCAGAGUAUGAAUAUGAUGAAGGGGCUUGAAGCAUUCAAGAACCAGCAACACCAGCAGCACCAGCAGAAGUUCCCUGCUGCUUCACUUGUCUCAGAAGAUGAUGAUUACUAUCUUGAUGAUGAUGAUUACGACGAAGACGACGAUGAAGACGACGAUCUGCGGUUUCUGAGGGAGAGAGCAAACCAAUUGGGGCUGCUCAGGCAACAAGCAGCUGCCUUGCAGGCAAACAAUGCCAAUAAAGCUGCUGUUGGAGGCAUUGCUGCAGCUUCUUCCAACAAUGCCAAAAUGAAUGGCAAUGUUGGAAAGAAAGGCAACCCAAAUCAGAACAUGGGAAUGAAGGCAAACCCUAACCCUAACCCUAACCCUAACCCUAACCAAGGUGGGAUUGAUCAGAAAACCAUGGCAGCUCUGAAAAUGAACAAUGCCCAUUUGGGUGGAGGAUCAGGAGGACACAUCAAUAAUCCUAUGGAAGGCAAAAGGGGAUCAAAUGACAUAAAUGCCAUGAUGGGUCUUGCUGGUUUUCAUGGAAAUGGGGCCAACAAUGUAAAUGUUGCUGCUCUUGGAGGCAAUCCCAAUUCCAAUUCCAAUGUUUUGGGAGGGUUUCAAGUUCAACCAAACAAUGGUAAUUUCCAAGGGCCUUCUUCUAAUGGAAUCCCAAAUGGUGGUCUUGCAACAGGAGGUCAUCAUCCAUCAUCAUCCAUGAUGAUGAACAACAUGAACAUGAAUGGGUAUCCAUCAGCAUCAAUGAUGAUGAACAUGCAGAACAGGCUAGCCCUGCAGCAGCAGCAACAACCACCACAACAACCCCAGACGAUGUAUCAAAGAUCACCAUUCAUUCCACCUAGCACUGGUUAUUACUACAAUUACAACUAUAACCCCAUCCCAUACAAUUACAACACCUACAGUGAGCCCAAUUCCAAUGGUGAUCAAGCAACUCAUAUGUUCAGUGAUGAGAAUACUAGUAGCUGCUCUAUCAUGUGAAUGGGUUGGGGAUAAGAUGGGGAUGUGUUUCAGUGAUGAAUCUUUAUUUAUCUAUUAUUGUGAAGUUGUUAGAUGAUGGUUUCUAUUAUAUUAUUCAGUUCUGUCAUUUUGUUCUUGUUUCAGGACUGAUUUGAUCUUGUGGUUUGUGGUUCUACAAUAUUAAUAUAUAUGAAACUUAAAUGAGUGAUUAAUAUAUA